UGGCCAGGCCACCUGAAGGCUCUGGUGGAGGCUGUUUACUUCAGACCCGGCUGGUGGGGGACACCAAAGUCAUGGCCAGAGACUCAUGCGAAAGGAACUACAGAGAGCGAAUAUGAAUGAUGUGUUGGAGUGUGCGAAAGCAUUGCUUCUGAAAGUCAAUUUGGUGCAUUGCUAAAGACUACACACACCCAAACGAGUGUGGGAGGAGAGUUUGUGCUAGUACUCAGCACAGAUGGACGGGUGCCACUGAGAUGUCUUCCAAAGUGUAUUGCUCCGACACCGAUAGGUAGCAAAGAUCCCCCAUAUGCAUGGGGCUAAAUGUGUUGCCAAACCAUCACGCUCACAUGUCAACGGACACUCCUUUUCUGGGUCAUAUAAUUAUUCUCUGAGACUGCAUGCAUCUUGGAGGCAGAGGAUACAGAUCAUUGGGUGCAGCAAGUCAAUACAGCUGAAAGAUUUCCUGAAGCCAAAUCCUCUAUUCAACCUGAAUCUCUUGCUAGAGAUUUUCAAUAUUGUCAUGACCAUGUUGUUGACACUCUUACCUUUGUUCAGGUCUCUGUAAGUUUAGACCCAACAGCUUUGCUACCAACGUACAGGCAAUUGAGAUAGUGUCAUCAGAAGAGUCGGUGAGACUCAUACAGAAGAUGCUCAACAACUCUGUGGCUGCUCGCUGGUACCAGAUGGGUGUGGUAAUGGGGGUGCUCCCCUCUGAUCUGGAGAUAAUCAGAGAGAGUCCCGAGUACCACGGGGCAGGGGAGAGAGAAGCUGGCAUGUUGAAGGCCUGGCUGGAGAGAGGCUCUCUGCCUAGGACCUGGCAGGUGGUUGUUGAUGCAGUAGAGGACAGAGCUGGUGGCAAUCAUAAAGUCCUGGCAAAGAAGAUUGCCAGCUUUCCUCUGGAAUCGUUCCAGGUGAUGCCUAGUCCUGGCUCUCCAGUUACCAGUGCAGGUCAACCUGCUAAACAACCAGUAUCAGCCAGAUCAUUAGACUCCACCCCCAGUCUGAGAGACCUGACAGUGUUCAAGACCAGAUCAGGAGAGAAGAUUGAGAUCAUCAAGUCCCUGGCCCCAGAGUGGAAGUCAUUUGGUGUCCACCUCAACUUUGAUGACAUGGGGUCCCAGCUGUCACUCAUUGAGGCUCAGCACGGCCAGAGUAACCCACAGAGCUGCUGCCGGGACAUGAUGAUCCACUGGCUGCUGGGAAAUGGGGAGGGGCCCACCACUUGGAGAACUCUGCUGGCCCUGCUGGAGGAUGGCGAGAGGGCCUACCUCGCUGACUGCAUCAGGAGAGAACUACUCUCGUGACAUUUACACUACAGACAUCAUUGGUACAUCAUAGUUGUCCUUCAAUAUUCAUUUUACCCAUCACUCUGAUUAUGGAAGUUUAUAAAAUUGGUUAGC
Molecule: messenger RNA, 1397 nt
Organism: Geodia barretti
Lineage: Eukaryota; Metazoa; Porifera; Demospongiae; Tetractinellida; Geodiidae
Source: the annotation of a GenBank genome assembly